Messenger RNA from Ctenopharyngodon idella (grass carp), 4858 nucleotides. RefSeq names its product neuropilin and tolloid-like protein 2. Lineage: Eukaryota; Metazoa; Chordata; Actinopteri; Cypriniformes; Xenocyprididae. The record is from RefSeq and is a predicted model, not a curated record. The transcript has 9 exons. Bases 361 to 2037 code for a protein of 558 amino acids. Gene Ontology annotation, molecular function: protein binding.
GAGCAGCGCCCGAAGCUCAAAUGAGCCUCGUUUAGUGCAAUCACCUCAGUUCAGCCCGAGACUCUCGCAGACCCGCCUCUCUCCCCGGAGUCUCCGCGACGCGUAUUUGAAUGGCAGUACACUGCAUGUGGAUUUACAAAGCACAUUUCUCAACAGGAUUAUAAACUCAUUUACAACUUGUCAGGCAGACUCGAGGUGCGCGUUCUUCGUAAGGAAUACUGUGGUUUCUUUACAGCUUGAGGAAUGGGAUUAACGAGAUCGAAGAAAAGUUGGGAUUUGUAGGUCUGGUAAAAUGGAGAGAUAAAGCUCGCCUACAGAGCUCACGAAGGCGGACGCAGCGGUAAUUCACAGCUAGAGGAAAUGCACAGAGCUUGGGUUCUCCUCAUUGUAAUAGAAGAGGGAUUUGCCCUGGCGCAGAAAAUUAAAGAGACGCAGAAUGCAGGUGAAUCUCUGUCAAACGCUGAGCAGUGCGGCCAGUGGACCCGGAAUAUCAAUGGAGGGCUGUUUACAUCUCCAAACUAUCCUAACUCCUAUCCACCCAACAAGGAGUGUGUGUACAUCCUAGAAGCUCUCCCUCGGCAGAGAAUUCAGCUGGCCUUUGACAAAACGUACUAUAUCGAGCCGUCCUUCGAGUGCCGCUUCGACCACAUUGAGAUAAGGGAUGGUCCCUUCGGUUUCUCCCCUCUUAUUGAUCGCUUCUGUGGGCCAAAGAGUCCCGGUGUGGUCACCUCCACGGGCCGCUUCAUGUGGAUCAAAUUCACCAGUGAUGAGGAGCUUGAAGGCUUAGGCUUCCGUGUCAAAUACACUUUUAUAGCAGACCCAGAUUUUCAUUUGCACGUCGGUGGAUUGCUAAAUCCAAUUCCAGAUUGCCAGUUUGAGAUCAGUGGUUCAGAUGGAGUCAUCCGCUCCAGUCAGGUGGAAGAAGAGGAUAAAAUAAAAAAUGGAGACGCGUUGGACUGCAUCUGGACCAUCCGUGCCCUUCCUCAGUCCAAGAUAUACCUUCGCUUCCUCGAGUACCAGAUGGAGCACUCAAAUGAGUGCAAGAAGAACUUUGUGGCCGUGUAUGACGGCAGCAGCGCCAUUGAGAACCUGAAAGCAAAGUUCUGCAGCACGGUGGCCAAUGACGUGAUGCUGGAUACUGGCGUGGGUGUCGUGCGCAUGUGGGCCGAUGAGAGCAGCAGACUCAGCCGUUUUCGCAUGCUCUUCACCUCAUUUGUGGAUCCUCCCUGCUCUAGCAGCACCUUUUUCUGUCACAGCAACAUGUGCAUCAACAACUCACUAGUGUGCAAUGGCGUUCAGAACUGCGUCUACCCCUGGGAUGAGAACCACUGCAAGGAAAGGAAGUCCACAGGACUCUUUCACCAAAUCACAAAGACGCACGGAACGGUUAUCGGCAUCUCCGCUGGUGUGGUUCUGGUCCUUCUCAUCAUCUCCAUCCUGGUGCAAAUGAAGCAACCCCGUAAGAAGGUAGUGGCCCGUCGGCCGCCGGUCUUCAACAAAGGCGGCUUCCAAGAAGUGUUCGAUCCCCCCAACUAUGAGCUUUUUUCCCUCCGCGACAAGGAGCUGUCGUCAGACCUGGCUGAGCUGUCGGAUGAGCUGGACGGCUACCAUAAGCUGCGGCGCUCCUCCACCAUGUCUCGAUGCAUCCACGAGCACCACUGUGGUGCCCAGCCCUCCUCGGGCGGCAGCAUGAAGCAGAGCCGCACCACACUCAGCUCAAUGGAGCUCUCUUACCACAACGAUUUCUCCAAGCCACCUCCCAUGAAGACCUUCAAUAGCAGCAACACCGGCACCUACAAGAAGAGCUGCUACGGAUACAAACAGACUCACGACUGUGCCGAGCAGGUGAUCGAGGACCGCGUGAUGGAGGAGAUCCCCUGUGAAAUCUACGUGAGGGGUGGGAGCGUAGGAGGGGCUGCUGGCAGCAUCGGAAGCGGCUGCGGGAGCAUUACCAUCCGUAACCAUGGCAAUGCUCGUAGUAGCAACACCACCACCGUGGUGGACCCGGGACAGCGCUCCAUAUCUAUGGACUUCUGAGAUGGCGAGGGAGAACGAGAGCCCUGACUGCCACCGACUUUGUCCUGCAUUGCUGUUUUUAAUGCACGGGCUCCAGUGCCAUGUAGACAAGCACUGAGCGAACGGACUGUACACGGACAAACAGAUGAGAAGACAUGUGGCUGGCUAUUUUAAUCUAUGUAAAUUUAAAAUGAAAGAUAAACAUUAUGUAGGUUUUGUGUUGUUGCUCAGCAUUAACUCACAUUUGGCAUCAUUUGAUUCUGUGGAUAACUCAAAUUAUGAGCUCAAAUGAAGAUGACUGUCAUUAUUAUGAACUGAAGUCAUCUAGUGGUCAAAACCUUCCCCUGCUGUGUCCUUAAGAGCCGUUCACACCAAGGAACGAUAAUGAUAAUUAUAACGAUAAAGUUUUAAUAAGCAUCCUAAUUCUAUGAGAAUAGUGAAGUCUUUAAUGAUAACGACACAGAGGAAUAAUAUUGUUGUAAUCACUUUCAGAACGAUUUUUGCUGAUGAAAAAUAAAAAGACUACCAAUCAGAAUCCACUCAACUUUAAAGAGCUCAAGCAUUUAAAGCAGCACAUGACAUAACCGCAGCACGUGCUUACAAUAAACAGAAUGUUAUCAUCCGUUGGUGUGGAUGCUAAUAUUGUUAUUGUUAUAGGUAUUAUUCACACCGUGCCUAAACCAGACAGAAUAAGACUGAAAACAAAACUGGCAUGUGACAUGUUAAUCACAGCUAAUCAGAACUAUGGCCGGGGGCAGGGCUACGCAAACCAAGAGACAAAAUGUCUUGUCCAGGGGCAUAGUUUGCGUCAGGCUAUUAAUUAGUUAUAUACAUCGCACAUUCUGGGCUUUUAUAAGCACUAAGUUGAACAGACCAAUUAUCAAUGCAAUAUGACUGAAUCACAGUUUAUUUAAUUGUGCAUAAGUGGCACGUGAAUCACCAUAUACUCUGUGCAUUCGCCAGCGCACUCCAAAAGUGUGAUAAGAUUUGCGCAAGCCGUUCCUAUCGUGAAGCUGAUGAUAAAAUGUGCAACCCAUUUGAAUUCUAUUGAGAAUUUACCAGUUUAAAACGCUAUGGAGAAAGUCAAACAUGAUCUAAAACAGCCACAUAAACUAAAAAGAUUGCUGAAAAGAGGAGAAAACAUAAUCUUGCACCAACUUACAUUAGAAAGCUUGACCACGUUUACUAGAAUUUAUCACGUUUUAUAGUAGGCCUAUUUAUAGUGUUACAUUUUGACUAACUUGUAGAAUUUAUAAUAAAAAGGGAAUAGAUUUUUCACUAUAGAUUUAUAUCACAACUGUGGCAUGUUGUAGCCAUAGUUUCUAAAUGUGUAGGCCGCUGUUUUUCAUAACAAAUUCUAUAGAUUAUUAAAAAAGAAAAAAGUCAACAUUGGCCUAAUGAGGAGCCAUGCUUUUGAAUGGUUUAACUGUAGCAAAUGCUACGGUUAAACAAUUACACGAACUAUGGUACAUUUCAUAAGGGCAAGUACAAGUUAGAAUCAAGAGCCAUGUGUAAAAUGUGUUCUAAUGAUGACUGAUAGGAAAAACCUGCCCUUUAAAUGUUCCAAGAGAUGACGGAGACAAAAUCAUUAAGAGCCCGAUGAACUGUUCAGGAGUAGAAAAUAAUUUCAAUAUAAGAAAAUGGGUACAAUAAGGUUCCUAAGUUAACAUGAACUAAUAAUGAACUGCACUUCCUCAGCAUUUAUUAAUCUUUGUUAAUGUUAAUUUCAACAUUUACUAAUACAUUAUUAAAAUAUUGUUAACAUUAGUUAAUGCACUGUGAACUAACAUGAACAAACAAUGUGAAUGAAUUUUUGCUAAAUUUUUCUUAACUAAUGUUAACAAAGAUUAACAAAUACUGUAACAAAUGUAUUGCUCAUGGUUAGUUCAUGUUAGUUAAUACAUUAACUAAUGUUAACAAAUGAACCUUAUUGUAAAGAAAAUGUUACGUAAAGUUAGCUUGACUUCCCGUGGCACUUUGAAGUAGAACACUCUGUCAAACUGCUAAUGUUUCAGGUGCUUAAAUUAUAUAAAACACAUCAUAUAACCUAUUCUAUGUAAACAAGUAAUUGUUACCCAGGCUAUUAUUUUAUUUCAGUUAUGUAUCAACCAGCUUUGCAUGUGUGGAUGAUACCACAAAAGACCAUUUUGCAAAAAUAAAUAAAUAAGCAAACAAACAAAUAAAUAAACAUCAAGAGGGAGCACGCCCGGCAACCCCGCUAAAACGGUUCACACUUCAACCCCCCAAUGUUCAAACCAAAACUACGCCCUUGGUCUAGUCGCUAUUUGGUUUGAAUGGUCAUAGCUGCUUAGCACAACAAUCAAAGUUUACAUGGAAGACAAAGGAUUCAGUGUUUGCAUUAGGCACGGUGUUAAGAGGAUCAUGCUUUUAAACAAGAACGGCUACUAUUACCACAGCAUACACAAACACUGACCUGAUUUAUACAUUUUGCCAUUGGUUUUUAAGAGUUGCUUUUUAGCUUUUGUUUUAAGCAAAUUCCCCUUGUGCACUUAUCAUUGUGUCUCAGUGGCCGUUAAACACCACAGCACAUGCGUUAUAUGUUCUUUAACCUAUAAACAUACCAUUUUUGGAGGUUCAAGCAAUCCAUUACAAGCUUCAGAUAAAGUGUGGAAAUUGUAAAUGAUGCUUACACCUUUUGUAUAGAAAUGAUUCUUUUUGUUGUUAAAUAAGUAAAAAUGAGCAGGAAUAUAUUUUCUAACCAAUAUAUGUUGUAUAUCAAAUUAUACUGCGCUUCCAUUUUAGUCAUAACAUGAAUAAUUGUAAAGAUGUUGAUGUGAGAGAUGUGCAAUUACAUUUUAAUAAAAUUACACCACCUAACGUA